Molecule: messenger RNA, 2883 nt
Organism: Rhagoletis pomonella (apple maggot)
Lineage: Eukaryota; Metazoa; Arthropoda; Insecta; Diptera; Tephritidae
Product: gamma-glutamyl hydrolase-like
Exons: 7
Coding region: 529-1842 (437 amino acids)
Biological process (GO): tetrahydrofolylpolyglutamate metabolic process
Cellular component (GO): vacuole
Molecular function (GO): gamma-glutamyl-peptidase activity
Source: RefSeq, a predicted model, not a curated record
GUUAUUUGGAUGACAUUGAAUUUGUUGGUAUUAAAUCCCAUAGUAAACAAGAAAUACAACAAAAAAAAGUGCGACGCCAUCGAUGUAAACACAAACAUAUGGCGACGAUCAGCUGCUCAGUACAAAACAGUGGAAAUCGUACAUCAACGCUAAUCGGUUGGAAUUGCCAAAAAGUGUUUUUGCAUCAUUGAAAUAUAUAAAAAUAAAGUGUUUUAUGCAUGUAUUUGCGUUGCAAAUUAAUCAGUAUUAUAUAAUUAUUUCAUUAUUGUUGUUGAGGGUGUGAAGUGAUUAAUAAAAAGGCGAAUGUUUAGUAUUCGUGUUUAAGUGAUCGAUUUAUCAGGUUCUAAGCAAAUCCAUCUAACACAAAACACGGUUUGUUGUUGUCAUGAGUGGAGUUGCCAAUCGCCUAUAAAAAGCAGGAGCUAAUCAGAGAUAUGUCAAAAAAGCUGCCCACACAUUCAGCAAUGCGAAACAAUUCGUUAAUCAAAACAUUGCGUUCAAUUAAAUAUUAAAACUUGAUUGCCGCGUAUGGUCGAUUGGUCGAUUGGUCGGACGGUCGGUUGGUCGGACGGUGGGGGUCUGCUGAGUCAAUACUCUGGAAGUGUUAGCUGCGCUACUAUACCCUUGCAGCGCAUAGUAUUAGUGGGCCUAGCGAUGCAAUUCAUUUCAAAUAUUAACGCCUACAAAUUGCCGACAAGAGGCGCUGCUGCUGCUGCUGCGGUUGCACUUUUGCCAGUUCUCUGCAUUUUAUCUUUUAUCAAUGGUUCUGCGGCACACAUUGGCGCUCGACAACGCAUCAACGCGUAUGGCGAUGUCAACGAUGACGUUACGGUGAAUGUGAAUGCGGAGAAUACGCGCCCAAUCAUCGGUAUUCUCACGCAGGAAGUGUCAAAUUUUGUGCUGCGCCAUUAUCCGGAAAAGGAUUACAAGAGUUAUAUAGCCGCUUCGUAUGUGAAAUUUGUUGAGGGUGCCGGCGGACGUGUGGUGCCGAUUUGGAUUGGGCGAGAGAAAGAAUACUACGAGGACAUUAUGUCUAAAAUUAACGGUGUCCUACUGCCAGGCGGUGCAACUUAUUUCAAUCAAUCGCGUGGCUAUGCCGAUGCUGGUCAACACAUUUACAAUAUUGCCAUUGAAAUGAAUGAGGCCGGCACAUAUAUGCCCAUUUGGGGCACUUGCUUGGGUUAUGAGCUUAUGAUCUAUUUAACAGCGAAUCGUACAGAUUUACGCACCGAGUGCUCGUCAUCGGCGCAAGCAUUACCGCUGGAAUUCGAGAAAGGCUACAACAAUAGCAGACUGUUUGGCAAUGCCAGCGCUGAAGUGUUGCACAUAUUGAGCACAUACAAUGUAACAGUAAAUUUUCACAUCUUCUGCUUUACGAAGGAGACAUUUGCCAUGUACGACCUCAACAAGUACUGGGAUGUGCUUAGCGUCAAUAAUGACUGGUAUGGCGCAGAAUUCAUAUCGACCGUGGAGCAUGUCAAAUAUCCAUUUUAUGGCGUGCAAUUUCAUCCGGAAAAAAUUCUUUAUGAAUUCAUUCCUAAUCGAAAUAUUACACACACUUCGCAAGCUGUCAUCGCGUCACAAUAUUUUGCAGACUUUUUUGUGAAUGAAGUGCGUAAAAAUCGACAUUCUUUCGCCAAUCGUACAGAGGAGAUCGAUGCGCUCAUCUACAACUAUCAGCCGGUGUACACGGGUGCUAAGGGUUCUGCUUUCGUCCAACAAUAUUUGUUUGAGGCAUAUAACGCCAGCACAUCAUCAGCAUUUCUAGCGGGUGCCACUCAGUGGCAUUGUUUGUUGGCAUUGAUUACGAUAUGUGUCGUGGGAGCGUGGAGGCGUGUAUGACGUCAUAGUGGUCUCAGAAUUUUUUAGGCUAUUCGGUCAUUUAGUUUAGUCAUUAAUUUUAUUGCUUGUUUAACUAUUUUGUUGCCAUAAUUUUUGAUAAUCACUCGCUGCUAAUAUGUAUGUAUGUUUGUAUGUAGUUCCUUUAGAAAAUGAUAAUCAAUGCAUUUUUUACAUAUAUGUAAGUAUGUAUGUGCAAACAAAGAGCUUAAAGUAUGAAAGCAUAUUAAAGUAGAGAGACGGUCAUCAACGCAUUUUAAUGCCUGCCUAAAUCUAGCACUGCUACAAUUUUGAAUGUAAUAGGUGUAUUCACUCAAACUGAAAAUGUCUUGUAAAGCUCGAAAGCUUCGACCGAACUGCCAAGUAUUUAUGAAAACAUUUUUUUUUUAGGCUGAAUUUUCUAACUUUUCGAGUUCGGUGAAUGCUUCUAUGGUUCUUUUUAGUUCCCCCAAGGCAGAUCAAAGAGGCAUUUGAGCAAAAACAAAAAAAAAACAACAUUUAAGUGUAUUUUAUGGUUGCUUCUGGUCUCUAAAGUGUCAAACAAAAUUUCAGAUUUUUUUUUUUAAAUAUAUAUAAACAAAUAUUAAAAAAAAAAUAAAUUUAAAUGUCUUUUUGGUAUUUUUUUUUUACUCUGUAAGACCCAGUAGUCAGCGUUUGUGCUCCUGACUUAAGCGAUCAUUCCAAAAUAACGUUCAAUCGCUUCCUUUUAUGCAAAAAUGUUGUUUCACUUGAAAAUAGAUAAACAAAAUAGAAAAAAUAAUAAACAAUAUUUGACACUUCAGAGACCAGAUAAUUAAUAAAAAAUCUAAUCAGCUGAUCUAAUGAUACUAUCUGUUAAAAUGCCUAUGUAGCACUGUCUAGGCGAUACAACUUUAUUUAAGCAUUAAAAAUAUUUAAACUCAGCAGCUAUGCCUUAAUCGUAGAGUAUGAAAAGUAAAUAUUUAUAUACACAUUUCUGUAAAAAAGUAUUUAAAAAAGCGGCAUUUAAAGCUAGUGAGCUAUUAAAAUUACUUUAUCCUUUCGUAAGUGUAAUAAAAAUGAUUU